This is a messenger RNA of Kwoniella shivajii, 3783 nucleotides long. RefSeq lists its product as uncharacterized. Lineage: Eukaryota; Fungi; Basidiomycota; Tremellomycetes; Tremellales; Cryptococcaceae. The transcript has 19 exons. The coding region runs from base 1 to 3783 and encodes 1260 amino acids. The record is from RefSeq and is a predicted model, not a curated record.
AUGAACUCGUAUCCGCAUGAGUUCCUUGCCCACCCUCAACCGUUGAUGUUCGUAGCUGGACUCAACUCAGGUUCAAGGGGACGAAGUAACUCAUCAGCUUCUACCUCUGGUGCUCGACGGCCAUCAGGCGGAACCCUUACUGUCCUUGAACCUGGUUCAUCAGGAAAUUCAGCUUUGACCACUCCUAUCACAUCCCCAAUACCGCGAAAUGAUGCAUUACCUGACGAUCCUUCUUCGGAUGACACGGUGUCAGCCGAGAAGAAGGCAGAUGAGAUUAGCAAGAGCGAAGAAAUAGAUGGAAAUGAUAAAGAAUUUGAGAAAUUGGUAUAUGAUCUUAGAGGAGCAUUGACUCCUAUGGCAGGUAAAGGGAAAAUAUGGUUGGGUCAAGAGGAUAGAAGAGACUUUAGGAUUGUAUUGGUUGACAAGGGAGUUCGCCUACCGAUGCGUAAAAUCAGUCCUGCGGCAUCAUCAUUAUCACAACCAUCCAUAGCGGAUAUACCAACUACUCCUCGAUCUCCUCUUUCACCCUUGAUUCCCAGUUCCCCUCUUUUCCCGGACGGUCUAAUCGCCCCUGUUUGGGUAAGAAAACACGCUGAGCUGGUACCAUCGGUAUUUGUCCUCUUCUUGAGGCUGUACGAAGCAAAGCCUUUUGCGCCGAGUGAAGAUCCAGACGUCAAUCAGGCUAAAGAAGCUGCUAAUAAGGCUAUGGAGAAGGAUCAAGACGACCAACUUAUAAGAGAGAUAGGUGAUAGACGAAGGAGGCUAGGGGAGAGAGGAAUAAAGUUGACAGUUGUAUUAAUGGCUAGUGCGGCAACUUUAGAUUCACCUUCACUUGAUCCUAGAUUAUCACAUCUACGUCGAGCAUCAGCUCUAUCUUCCAAAGCGUCAUUGUUUGUUCUUACUCCUGUUCCAGCAGAUCAACUGCCAGAUUUCGUUCAAUCGCUACAAGAUGCGCUAUAUGACUCUGCAGUAGAGUACUAUGCCAAUCAUGCCAAGCGAGUCAGAAGGAAGAGGUCACGAGUGCCUGUCAGUCAAGCUGCAGUAAAUCCCGCCGCUACCGCAGCAACCGGUCAAGGGCCCCGGGCAUUGGGUCCUCAGGGCUGGGCUGUGAGGUAUGAUUGGAAAGCUGGAUGGUUCGCUGAGGUUAGAGGAGAUUUCGAUGUUGCUAGAAGGCACUAUGAGGACUGCUGGAAUGAAUUGGCAAGGAUGUUUUCCUCGACCACAACUCUCCCACCAAGGACCAAAAGAUGGGCAGAAGCGAAAGUGCUGGCAGAUUGUGUUGCUGUCAGAAUAUGCAAACUUCUUUUGUACGAUGACCAGGGUCCUCGUGCACUGAAUCCUUUCUUUGUUCACCUAAAACGAUUUGGGGAUCUUUCGCGUGGAUGGGGUAUAGGCGAAGAAACGUUCGAGUUCUGGAGCUGGAUCGCGAGACAGUAUCGCAUAUUUGCAGAGUUAUUGGAGAUGGCUCAACAGUCAGGUCUUCGAAUCGCAUCGUUGGCACCUCCAGUGUUCCCAACAGCUGCGUCGGCGGCUGCUCCCGUACCGCCCGAUUACUAUGCUACGCCUAUAUCUUCUGGAAACCCACUGCAAGUACUACAACAGCCCGCUUUCUACUACUAUACUGCUGCAUCAUGCUCCAUACAGAGACAAUUGAGGUAUCAAGAAGCUCUGGAAGCUGAGAAUGACGCUUUAAGCUCCGAAGCUGGAUCCACAUCAGGUUAUGUGUCCACCGCUCCUGGUUUUGCUAAUGAGAAGAAAGUCGAUCACCCAGCCCUGGUCAUAGAGCUGUUUACCAAGGCAUAUUCGCUACUGAAAGAACAGGAUCAUGCUCAAAAUCGAAUGGCACUAUUUGUCGCUUUCAGAAUAGCAGAGGUGUAUUGUCAAUCGGGACAGCAUGAGAUGGCGUUGCGCUUUUUUGACAGGAUUUCACUGGGCUUCAAACGAGAACGAUGGUCUCCUAUUGUGCGCCAAAUACGCAAAUUAUGGUAUGAAUGUGCUCAGCAAACAGGCAACGUGGAAAGCGCGGCAAGGUUGUUAGUGGAAAUGAUGUGUCCAGACAGCGGGAUCGAAGGGGAGGACAGGGUGGCGUUACAGGAAGAUCUCCUAUCGCUGAUGAAGACCACAACACCUGCUAGCACCGGGCCAAUUGCGGUGGAAUUGGAUGGUCAAAGUAGUUUAUUGCAAGCACAAGCAGGAUUCUGGAAAGCUGAAUCGACUGUAUCAAAGUCUGUUCCCUAUCAAUUAGCACUUCAAUGUCCGGAAAAUGUGCAUAUAAGCGAUAUCCAAUUUUCGUCAUUACGAGUCAUAUGGUCGAAUGAACGAGAGGAUACUAUCACUCCAUCUGAGGGAUCCGAAGCGAAGGUCGAGAUAAUUAAAGUUGACUUAGGGAAAGACUCUAAAGCCUCGCUGAAGUGGACGGAAGGAAAGAUGAUUGUAUUGAAUGGGGAAGUAUUUGCUCAUGCUGAGGAGGAAAUACGGAUAACGGGAAUCGUAUUGUCGUUAAAGCAAGGUGCUUGGGAUUUGGAGGUUCGUCUCACUCCGUCUGAUUUGUCAGAAUGGAUGAUUCCGCGGGGAGCUAUAACUCCAGUACAGGAAUUAUCACCUUAUGUAAACUUCAUUCACCAAGCGCACGAGGUCGACGUGGAUGUUACUCAUCAUCCUUCCGCAUUUGUAGGAGAAGACGUGGAGAUAAUGGUAAAGGCGACGAAUACAGAUGAGCGAGAGAUGGAUUUAGCAUUAUCAGUAUUCCUGCAACCUGGCGAUGAAGAAGAUGACGACGGCUCCACUGUCGCGGUGGAGGACCAAGUGUCCCCUACACUCAUCAAAGAUAUCUCAUUUGGCGUGCUUGCACCCUCAUCAACGGCAAACAGAACAAUAGUAUUACGAUCACCCAUAGAAGGAACCAAGAUACUAGAUAUUUCAGUCCAAUCGACGAUCAAGCUCCCAUCCGCUAGAACUCUUUCUCCUACUCUAUACGAUCAAGUACCUUCACAUACUGAGGAAGUCAACAGAACAGUCGUCUUGCCUGUUCUGAAACCCUUUGAUGUGAAGAUGGGAGUCAGGUAUUCACAGCGCUUGGCAGACAACGAUGGUGCUCAAGCUGUUGUAGGCGUUCUGGUGAAUUUGGCUGGUCCAAGAGGUGUCAAAGUCGAGAAGAUCGAGCUGGAAGAGGAUUCUGCUGAGGACAGUGAAAAGAGCGACGUGAAACUUAUCUCUUCGUCACUCGAUGAAGAUGACACGUUCCCGCAAUACUGGGAUCAGAGCACGAGUUAUGCUUUAUCGGCUAAAUUCUCACUGUCACCAGGAUUGAGAGGCGGCACGGUUGGUGAUCCCACCAAAGUACCUGCUAAAUUAGUUUUCACUUGGCGAAGUGAUACAUCGAGUACAUCCAUACAAACAAUACAUAAUUUACCUCCACUGUUACUUCCUCCCCCUACGGAAUCGUUCAUCAUACCGACGAUACAUUUACCUUCGCCACCUUCUGUACUCCCUCACACCCCGUUCAGAGUAAUAUUAUCGAUUCUUAACACUCAUCCCACUGCAAACGCAACUUCCAUUUCAGUCAUUGGUGAGACUCAAGAUGGGUUCGUCUGGUUAGGUUCAAGAAAUAUCAUUCUACCUCCUCUCAAGCCUGGUCAAGAGUCAACGUUGCACUUCGAAAUGAUCGCUUUGAGUGGUGCUGGAUGGGUGAACAUACCGAAGAUUGGUGUAUACGAAGGUGAAGGUGAAGAUCGAGAACAAGUAGAUGUUAAAGGAUCAAAAAUGGUCUUGGUUAGACCGUAG